ACCAGUUAUACGACUUGUGUAUCGUAGCCUAGUUACUUUAAAACAUUCAUUCGAUUACUUUUAUAAAAUAUGAUUUAAAAAAGAUUAAGAAAUGUGUUUUUAAUUUCAGUGAAGAUAUUGGAUUACUGUUAACCAUAGGGAGAUGUACACUGUGUAUAUGUAUCACGUGACAACUGCUAGUUUAUAUUAAGAUGGGAUGUGGUUCCUCAACCGACACCAAGAAAUCACAAGUUUCGCCAAAAGGUGCACAGAAGAAAAACGGGGUAGCCAAGAAGACCAAAUCUACGAAAUCUACGAAAAGGACUGGUUUUGUUGGUGUCUCUAGUUUAGAUUGUUCAGAUACAGAUGGCGAUGGUUUGCAGUCAUAUCGUAAUAAUGCUGAUACAAGCCAAUUUUCUAAUGGAAUAGCCUAUUUAUAUGGGUUUAAGGCACGGUUAAAACGGCAAUUGAUAGAAAGUACGGAAAAUGGAAGUCUGGAAAAACUAGAAGACUCCAUUGCUAAAUAUGUAAAAUAUGAUGGCCCUGAAGAUGAUGACUACUUCCGGGCCUUACGGAGACGCCAUUUCCUUGAGCUACAACGAGGCUUACGAGAUGGCAUCAGACGUCGACAUGCAGGUGUCUUAGACGAAGCCAUAACAAACGCCCGUAAUUCACAGUUCAGUAAUAAACUUAAAUCUCAUAUAGCAGUUGCCGAGAAACUACGUGAUCACAUUUGGGAAUUAGAGAUACAUAAACAUGACGUGUUAGACAUGGACCAGAAAACAGUCAGUGAAAUAAAAAGUUAUCAACGACCGCCAUCUUGUCUCUUCUAUACGAUGAAAGCAACUUAUGUAUUAUUGGGAACAGAACCCGAAAAAAUAUACGAAUGGGGUGAUAUUCAGAUGUUGUUAAACCAGACGGUUAGAAACGGUUUAUUAUAUAAAAUAGACCAUUUUGAUUUAGACGAAGCUAACGUAGAACAUGCUGUACAAGCCGAGAAAAUACUGGAUAAUACAGACUAUGAUGACGUUCUAAAAGCUAGUAAUGGCGUGGCAAUUUUCUAUUUAUGGACAAAUCAGAACAUUCAGCAAAUCAAAUCAGAAAGCAAGAAAGAUAGCAAACAACGAAAAAAGAAAUAACUUGGACAAUAGUGUUAAAGAUACAUUAUGGGAGAUUAGACAAAGAGCUGACAGUUCUCACUAUAAUAGUUAAAAACUAGAUAAUGUAAAGGGAAUUUGCUGAAAAUUUCAGUCAAAUUGCUUCACUCUGAACCAAGAUAUUAGCGAUUGAUUUUUAGGCCUAGCUUCGAUCACCAUUACUAAAGUUGGUACGAUAAAAAAAAAAACAUCAAUGAGCGUUGAACAGCAGAUCGGAUUCUAAUCCAGUAAAUAUCGUAGGCUAGCGAUGACAUCGAGAGUUUAUUAUGGUCUUUUCAUGUUAAUAAAUGUCUAAUCAAUAAUUUAGAUAACAUGUAAGGCCUAAAGAAAGACCUGCAAUAGGCAGAUUUAUCUCUUGCAUAAUGUAUGUUUAAUAUGAUUAUUACAAUGGCAUCAUUAUUAAUGUGACGUCAUAAAAUAUGUUUAAUAUUAGGGCCUAGUCCUGCCACAUUUGAUACAUAUCAACUGUAUGUAUAUAGCCAAAACAGAACUGAUUGUAGUUCUUGUUAUUUUUGUACUAUGUAAUAAUGAUGCAGGUGCUUCCUAAUUAUAACCAAUAACUAUUGAUAUAUUAUAAUUAAAUUGCUUAAAUCAAAUAAGACGUCAACAAAAUACAAACCUCGGCAGAUUCCGUUACUCUACAUCUAGCCCAUGUGGUAUGACGGUAAGUGAUAUGUACCUACGCCUAUACAACUGCGAUGCGGCACCGGUUUACUUAUUAGGAAAACUUGCCACUUUGAAAAAGAAGUUAUCAAAAUUGCGUCGUUCGAAGCGUGUGUAGAAUUUUCGGUGCAAAGUUGUAUUUGUUUGAAAAAAAUCGGAUAAACUUGAAAGAAAAACAGCUUCAGCCUUUGAAAUAUUUGUAUGAUAAAACAUUCUUCAAAGGCGUCACGGAUAACGCCAUCGGUAAUCCGGGAACUUGAAAGUAGUUCCAAUGGAGGACUUCGUCAUAGAGCCGAGGCUAGAUGUAGGGUACUGGAAUCUGCUGAGGUUUGCCGAGUGACCUCACAUUAUGAGAAAGUAAAAAACCGUUAUUUAAUUUUUGUCGCGGACACCAUUUUUAGGGCUAGAAUACGAAUCUUAGAUCUUAUUCAACGUUCUUAAUUUUUUCCCAAUGUUAAUCAAUAUGUUUGUAAAUAUUAAAUCUAAUUUAAGUGUGUACAUAUUUCCUUAAUAAGAUUUAAUCAUAGAUAUUAAGAGUGGAUAUGUGUUGAUAUUUGAUCGGCACUCCGUUAGAACAAGGGCAGAUCAUGUUGAAUGCUAUGGGGGCUUCUUGAGCCACUAUUUCGACAGUUAAGAUAUGGACGAUGUUCCAAAACAUCGAUCAUGCCCCGGUCGACUGCUUUCGUUUAGGUAAAAGAAAGCUCUGUAAUUAAGCGCGACAGACACUCUCGCCCCACUGGCUCAUAUUUUUAUUAUCCGCCUCUGAAUCAAAUAAUUCUUAAUAAAACUACACAAAAGACUGGUAUGUUUAUCAUCCAGACGUUUAUUUCUUAAAUAUAGACCUUUUUUCGAUGUUCCAUCCACAGCUAUUUUGCUAUGAAUACAUGUAGACAUUUUUUCGAUGUUCCAUCCUCCACAAUUAUUUGAAUACAUGUAUUUUUUAUCUGUGAUAUUUUUUAUAGAGUUUUAUAAUAUUUCAAUCGUUGAUAUAAACAAUUAUUAUUAUUUUA
Messenger RNA from Patella vulgata (common limpet), 2809 nucleotides. RefSeq lists its product as uncharacterized. NCBI's taxonomy places the organism in Eukaryota, Metazoa, Mollusca, Gastropoda, Patellidae. The record is from RefSeq and is a predicted model, not a curated record. Bases 192 to 1118 code for a protein of 308 amino acids. The transcript is spliced from 8 exons.